This is a messenger RNA of Ruditapes philippinarum (Manila clam), 1753 nucleotides long. RefSeq lists its product as uncharacterized. The record is from RefSeq and is a predicted model, not a curated record. NCBI's taxonomy places the organism in Eukaryota, Metazoa, Mollusca, Bivalvia, Venerida, Veneridae. Bases 51 to 1631 code for a protein of 526 amino acids. The transcript has 3 exons.
CGCAAAAUGUCGACUGCUGUGAAUACUAGAGACGAAUAAUUCUAACAAAAAUGGAAGAAAAUCCGUCAAACGAUACAAAAUAUUCUGCGAAAAGCACAUUUAAAGACAUCCUCAUAAAUGCCAAUAAUGAUGACGUCAUCAUCCCUACAAGUGCCACGUUCGACAAAGUUGUAUUACAUAUAGGCAUUGGAAGCAGGUCCGGUGUUACCAUAGAAAAACCUCCUGUGAAACAUGGUAAGGCGCUAAUUUCUUCAGUAGAAUUUGCUACCCGAAAAUUCAAGAAAAGCUUUUACAAAGGAGAUAACAAAGGUCUAGAUGUCACAGGAAAAGAACGUGGAGACUUCCGGAAACCUGUUGUCGAGUCUGACGAAAAGUUUCGUAAAGACAUGCAAAAUGAAACAGACGUCGAAAGAAUUAUGUCUCAGCUUGCCAGCUCCUUCUAUAGCGAGGCUCCACUGGAAACUAAAAAAGCUAAAGAAGUAUUGUCAGAAACUGGACUAACUGAACAGGUAUACUUAGAAAACACUAAAAAAGACAAUACUAGAGCAAACAUACGAGAUGAAGUCGCAAUGUUGAAGACAUGCCCGCCAUACCAAAUUGAGAAAUAUAUAUUGAUUGCGAGAGAUAAUGAAAAUUGUUUUGCUGAAAUUGGACAUAACGACCGGGAAUACGUUUCAGAAGUUGUAAUGCUACCGAAUAAAGAAAAGAUUGACAGUCCACUUUACAAUAAUUAUGAUCUAGUCAUUAAAGAGUUGAAAGAGAGAAAUGAUGGACUCAGGAACAAGAAAGAUGAUGCAAGAGAUCUAUAUACUGAAUAUUUAGAGCGUGUAAACACUAAAACAGAGGUUAAGACAGUGGAUAUGGUCAAUGUCAAACCUGAAAUAAUAGAAAAGUUCGCAAUGCCAACAGUAGUUCAAGAGAAAAAUGACAGUCUUCGAUUGGAAAGUCCUAAAACCAAAUGUGAUAUCACAUCAUGUGAUUACAUUUCCUACCAAGAAGAAAGAGCACCAGACGAUGAAAGUGAUGCAUCUGACCCGACUGAAAACACAGAUGACGAAUUGACAGACACUGAUACACUUGAGACAGUUGUGCACAAGAAACCUCCUGAUCCACUGUCAGAUAGCGAAACAAGUAUCACAGUGAUUCACUUUGAACCAGAUCAGAUAAAGUCAGACCGAGAUACUAGCAAUGACACUCAAGAUACUAGUAUAGCAUCGGAUUCUGAUGGUGCAAGUACAGAAUACACAACAACAGAUGAUGAACUAUAUGACAGUGAUACGCUUGAUGAUGUUUCAGAUAUUGAAUUUGAUGACGACAUCGCAGACAUAAAGGGAUUAGAUAAUGAUAUUGUAGAUACUAAAGAAUUAGAUGAUGACAUCUUAGACAUCGAAGCUAUAGAUCUCCAAGAUCAAGGUGAAGUUGAUAUAACAGCAACUUGGAAUGAUAUCUCUGAUACACCUACUAACGACAACGACUUGUAUGACGAUGAUGAUAACCUGUUUGGCAUCUUGAAUGUCUAUAUAGAGAGUGAGCUACACUUUGACCAUAGCAAAAUACCUGUUGCUGAACAUUGUGAACAGAAGAUAGACUUUGGAUAUAAAUAUUUCUCAUUUUCAACUUUCUUUAACUAAGAAAUAAAUAUGAGAAAAAUCGAAUGAUACUUGUUCAACAAAUCGCUUUUUGUUUUUAUUGAUACAGAUAAUGUAUGUUUUUUUCUUCUUCGCAUUGGUACAACAAUGCAAUGAUUAACAUG